Molecule: messenger RNA, 1063 nt
Organism: Camarhynchus parvulus
Lineage: Eukaryota; Metazoa; Chordata; Aves; Passeriformes; Thraupidae
Gene: MFNG
Product: MFNG O-fucosylpeptide 3-beta-N-acetylglucosaminyltransferase
Exons: 8
Coding region: 14-1063 (349 amino acids)
Biological process (GO): regulation of Notch signaling pathway
Cellular component (GO): membrane
Molecular function (GO): O-fucosylpeptide 3-beta-N-acetylglucosaminyltransferase activity
Source: RefSeq, a predicted model, not a curated record
CCGUUCGGGAGCCAUGGGCCGCCGGCUCCUCCGCGGUGUCUCUGGAGCCGCAGUCGUCCUUGCCAGCGUGGCCCUCCUCUCCAUGCGGCACCGUGGGGCUCGGGAAGCGGCUCAGUACGCAGACAUCGGGGAGGGGGUGUUGGAGAAGCCGGAGCAACAGAGCCAAGGGAGCCCAGAGGGAGCUGGUGGCAGGGGGCAGACGGACCUCAGACUCCAUCUUCUGGGGGGAUAUAGGAGUGAGGGAAGCCUGACGCUUGGGGACAUUUUCAUAGCUGUGAAGACAACCAAGAGGUUUCACCAGAGCAGGAUGAAGCUGCUCCUGGACACGUGGAUAUCCCAGGCCAGUGAACAGACCUACAUCUUCACUGAUGAAGAAGAUGAUGCCUUGAAAAGGAGAAUGGGUGGCCACGUGAUCUUCACCAACUGCUCUGCCGAGCACAGCCACCUGGCCCUGUCCUGCAAGAUGGCUGCAGAGUUCGACACCUUCCUGGCCAGCGGCCUGAGCUGGUUUUGCCACUUGGAUGAUGACAACUACCUGAACCCUCAGGCGCUCCUGAAGCUCUUGUCCUCCUAUGCGGAGACACGGGAUAUUUACCUGGGCAAACCCAGCCUGAACCGACCCAUCUGGGCCUCUGAAACACUGCCAAACAACCAGACGAAAUCCGUGCACUUCUGGUUUGCCACGGGAGGGGCCGGGUUCUGCAUCAGCCGCAAGCUGGCAAGGAAGAUGAUGCCCUGGGCCAGUGGCAGGAACUUCCUGAGCACUUCAGAGCUCAUCCGCCUGCCAGAUGACUGCACCGUGGGCUACAUCAUCGAGUGCAAAGUUGGUGGGCAGCUGAUUCCCAAUGCACUCUUCCACUCCCACUUGGAGAACCUGCAGCUCAUCCCCACCUCUCAGCUCAUGCAGCAGGUCACCCUCAGCUAUGGUGUGUUUGAGAACAAUCUCAAUGUCAUUGAGCUCAGUGGCCCCUUCUCGCCCCAGGAGGAUCCUUCAAGGUUUCGAUCCCUCCACUGCCACCUCUAUCCCAACACCUCCUGGUGCCUGCGGGCUGUUGGCUGGUGA